AGUGCUUGCAGGAUUAUGAUUAAGAAUACCUCUUCAAGUAAUGCAAUAGAAUGUCUCAGAUUGUCUCAUUAGUGAAUUAUUUGAUUAUUCAUCUCAUUUAUGGUUCUAUUUUAGUUUAUGGUUCUAUUUUUCAAGUCAUCUUAUAGAUGAAUUACCAUCUCUCAGACCCAGCCUGCCUCAACCUCUUCCUUAUUUCCCAUGAACAGAAAAAGAACUGUCAACAUUAGAAAUGUAAGGGAAAAUGACUAGUCCUUUUCAUAGAGUCUAGACCUUUCUCUUAGGAUUGGACCACCAUUUUCUCAUCUAUAUAUAUGACUCGCAACUAACACUAUCAUUCCGAUUUGAGGAAUUCCUUAUCAAGUCCUCUAUAACCAGAGAUCUCAAAUAGCUAAUUCAGAAAUAAUAAUAAUAAUUGAGAAGGAAAAUGGUGGGCAUGUUUUCUGCUUACAUUCUAUACCUUUUCUAUUUUUUAUUUUGCGCCCAACCUUCCCAUUAAUGGUGUGGUCUUUGGUUGAUUCAUAUGCAGGAUGAAGCACAUCAGUUAAACAUAUGGGAAGGUUAUGUAGACUGGAAAAACAAACCAGCCAAAAGAGGUCUUCAUGGUGGCAUGCUUGCUGCCUCCUUUGUCCUGGUUGUGGAAAUUCUGGAGAAUCUAGCAUUCCUGGCGAAUGCAAGCAACCUUGUGUUGUACCUGUCAAGGUUCAUGCAUUUUACUCCAUCCAGCUCUGCAAAUAUCGUUACCAAUUUCAUGGGCACAGCGUUCCUUCUUGCUCUUCUCGGUGGCUUUCUGGCAGACGCUUUCUUCACCACCUACCACAUCUACUUGAUUAGUGCUGCAGUGGAAUUCAUGGGUCUGCUAAUACUCACAUGCCAAUCUCAUAUACAUUCAUUGGAACCGGCAACAUGUUUGAAGACAAAUGCCAGCACUUUGUGCCAGGAAGUUAAUGGCCAGAAUGCAGUGAUUUUGUUUGCAGGUCUCUAUUUAGUAGCUCUGGGAGUUGGAGGAAUUAAAGGUUCACUGCCCGCACAUGGAGUUGAACAGUUUGAUGAAACCACCAUACAAGGAAGGAAGCAGAGAUCAGCAUUCUUUAACUACUUUGUUUUCUGCCUUGCGUUUGGGGCACUAAUUGCAGUAACUAUUGUGGUUUGGGUUGAAGACAACAAAGGCUGGAAGUGGGGACUUGGGAUCUCCACUGCAACAAUACUCAUCUCCAUCCCCAUUUUUCUCCUUGGUUCUCCUUUUUACAGGAGCAAAGUUCCUGCAGGAAGCCCGAUCACAACCAUGUUUAAGGUCCUGGCUGCAGCAAUUUACAACAAAAGCAAACCAAGGACUUCUAGCAAUGCUGUCAUAGGCACAGAGACAAGUUCAUCCCCCAGAACCGAGACAAGUAAUGGAGAAGAUACAAAUACCAAAGAAAUGGGGCCAAGUCAAAAUCCUAGAGAGGGACUCACAUUCCUCAACUCGGCAUUGACCAAGAAACCUAUUCACCCUAUGUUACAAUGUACACAACAGCAAGUAGAAGACAUCAAGAUAGUACUAAGGAUUAUACCCAUCUUCAUGUCCACCAUCAUGCUAAACUGCUGCCUUGCUCAGCUCUCCACUUUUUCUGUUCAGCAAGCAGCCACCAUGAAUACAAAAAUCGGUUCCACAAUUGUCCCACCAGCUUCUCUCCCUGUCUUUCCUGUCAUCUUCAUCAUGAUCCUUGCACCAGUUUACAACCACAUUGUUGCCCCAUUUGCCAGGAAAGUAACCAAAACCGAAAUGGGAAUCACUCAUCUACAGCGAAUUGGAAUGGGGCUACUUCUCUCAAUAAUAGCCAUGGCAGUGGCAGCUCUUGUGGAAAUAAAAAGGAAGAGGGUGGCAGCAGAAUUGGGACUAACUAAUUCUACCAAACCACUACCAAUCACAUUUCUUUGGGUAGCUUUGCAGUACUUAUUCCUUGGAUCAGCUGAUCUUUUUACCUUAGCUGGGAUGAUGGAGUUCUUUUUCAAUGAGGCUCCAUUAAGCAUGAGGUCUUUAGCCACAGCUCUCUCCUGGGCAUCUCUGGCCAUGGGAUACUACCUAAGCUCAGUUCUUGUAUCAAUAGUCAAUGGCAUUACUAGUGCCUAUAGACACACACCAUGGCUCUUUGGUAGCAACUUGAACCACUAUCAUCUAGAGAGGUUUUACUGGCUAAUGUGCGUACUUAGCGGAUUAAACUUCUUACACUACCUAUUUUGGGCCAGUCGCUACAAGUACAGAUCAACAUGGCCUAUGAACUGAAUAUGUUACGACCACAAACAGGUAGUUUAAGUGUCUUUCUAUAUAUUUUUCCAUGUCAAUUAAGUCUGUAACUGUUUCUUACUUGAGUUGGGUCUUCAAUGAAGCGAAUUAGAGAGAUAUUGAAAGAA
Carica papaya (papaya) is the source of this 2391-nucleotide messenger RNA. Its product is annotated as protein NRT1/ PTR FAMILY 4.6-like. The record is from RefSeq and is a predicted model, not a curated record. Lineage: Eukaryota; Viridiplantae; Streptophyta; Magnoliopsida; Brassicales; Caricaceae. Gene Ontology annotation, cellular component: membrane. Gene Ontology annotation, biological process: transmembrane transport. Gene Ontology annotation, molecular function: transmembrane transporter activity.